GUGCCCCUGUGUGUUUCCGCUCCAGGUGUAAUACCCACGUUUUGUCUGAGCUCACGUGGCUGUGUUCGCACAGUGGUGGGCUAGGGCGGACACUUCACAGCCUGCACCGGGGAUGUUAGGUGGGACCGGAUGGUUUUCACUGGAACCUUAGAGGGCUGGGUGUCAAAGGUGGCUGGCGGCAGAGCCGCCCUGGGGAACACUGAUCACUCCGGAGCCCCGCCUCCAGAGCUCCAGGAUGAGUGACCCGGGGCAAACCACGUUGCCUCCGAGCUUUUCUAGCCAGGUGAAGAUCUGGGUCCCACCUCCAGGGGUCGUGGAGAGGGCAAACGUGGGCUCGGCAGGUCUGGCGCCAUGCGCUAGGGUACCCGGAACGCUGCGAGACCACACCCUCCUCAUUUCAGGGGUCACUCCCCCCACUGCCUACUGCCCCACCAUGGCCGGGGAUCGGCUCCCAAGGAAGGUGAUGGAUGCCAAGAAACUGGCCAGCCUGCUGCGGGGUGGCCCCGGGGGCCCUUUGGUCAUCGACAGUCGAUCCUUCGUGGAGUACAACAGCUGCCAUGUGCUGAGUUCUGUGAAUAUCUGCUGUUCUAAGCUGGUGAAGCGACGCCUUCAACAGGGCAAAGUGACCAUUGCUGAGCUCAUCCAGCCUGCCACACGCAGCCAGGUGGAUGCCACAGAACCACAGGAUGUGGUGGUAUAUGACCAGAGCACACGGGAUGCCAGUGUACUGGCGGCAGACAGCUUCCUGUCCAUCCUGCUCAGCAAGCUGGAUGGCUGCUUUGACAGCGUGGCCAUCCUCACAGGGGGCUUUGCCACCUUCUCGUCCUGCUUCCCUGGCCUCUGCGAGGGCAAACCUGCCACCCUGCCAUCCAUGAGCCUCUCCCAACCCUGCCUGCCUGUGCCCAGUGUGGGCCUGACCCGCAUCCUGCCUCACCUCUACCUGGGCUCUCAGAAAGAUGUUCUGAACGAGGAUCUGAUGACCCAAAAUGGAAUAAGCUAUGUCCUCAAUGCCAGCAACUCCUGCCCAAAGCCAGAUUUCAUCUGUGAGAGCCGUUUCAUGCGCAUCCCCAUUAAUGAUAACUACUGUGAAAAGCUGCUACCCUGGUUGGACAAGUCCAUCGAGUUCAUCGAUAAAGCCAAGCUGUCCAGCUGCCAAGUCAUCGUCCACUGUCUGGCUGGCAUCUCCCGAUCGGCUACCAUCGCCAUCGCUUACAUCAUGAAGACGAUGGGCAUGUCUUCUGAUGAUGCCUACAGGUUUGUGAAAGACAGGCGCCCGUCCAUCUCUCCGAACUUCAACUUCCUGGGCCAGUUGCUGGAGUAUGAGAGGAGUCUGAAGCUGCUGGCUGCCUUUCAGGGUGACGGGCCCCACCUGGGGACCCCCGAGCCCCUCACUGUCCCCGCAGCAGGCAUCCCCCUGCCCCGGCUGCCACCAUCUACCUCAGAGAGUGCUGCCACCGGGCAUGAGGCAGCCACCGCAGCCGAGGAGGGCAGCUCGAGCGCGGGAGGAGAGGCUCUGACCCCCAGCGCAGCUCCAGCCACCAGUGUUCUGCAGCAGGGCCUGCGUGGCCUGCACCUGUCCUCAGACCGUCUGCAGGACACCAACCGCCUCAAGCGUUCCUUCUCUCUGGACAUCAAGUCGGCCUAUGCCCCCAGCAGGCGACCUGACUUCCCCGGACCACCAGACCCCGGCGAGGCCCCGAAGCUCUGCAAGCUGGACAGCCCAUCGGGGGGCACGCUGGGCCUGCCCUCGCCCAGCCCGGACAGCCCGGAUUCCGCUGCAGAAGCGCGCCCACGACCCCGCCGUCGACGGCCCCCCGCCGGCUCCCCAGCACGCUCCCCUGCGCACAGCCUGGGCCUGAACUUUGGAGACGCGACCCGGCAGACUCCACGGCACGGCCUGUCGGCCUUGUCGGCGCCUGGGCUCCCUGGCCCCGGCCAACCGGCUGGCCCCGGAGGCUGGGUUCCCCCGCUGGACUCGCCGGGCACACCGUCGCCCGAUGGGCCCUGGUGCUUUAGCCCCGAGGGCGCGCAGGGCCCGGGCGCAGUGUUCUGCGCCUUUGGCCGGGUGGGCGCGGGCGCGCCGGGACCCGGGGGCGGCGGCGACCUGCGAAGGCGGGAGGCGGCGCGGGCAGAGCCCCGGGAUGUGCGGACCGCCUGGGCGGACGAGCCUGCUGCCGACGCACAGUUCAAAAGGCGCAGCUGCCAGAUGGAGUUCGAGGAAGGCAUGGUGGAGGGGCGCGGGCGUGGCGAGGAUCUGGCCGCCCUGGGCAAGCAAGCCAGCUUCUCAGGCAGUGUGGAGGUCAUCGAAGUGUCGUGACCCUUCGGGGGUCCCCGCACCCCUCUGCUACAAUCGGGGGCCUCUGCUCCAGUCAGGCCAGGUGUAAAUAUAUAUUAUAUGUAACGCAAAGGAAGGUAAAUGAUUUUACUGCAAUUUUUAUCGAGAAGUAAAUAUUUCGAUUUUUUUAUUUAUUUAAGCUGUUGAUUCUGGCAGAGAUCUGGCAACCGUGCAGGGCAGCCCACAAGCUCUGUUUUUACUGUCUGGUAUUUAAACUGAAACACAGGUUUUUAAGCAAUAUGAGGUCACCUUCAGUCCCAAGCUGGGGUGACAGUCCUGGGCCCCUCCUUUUCCCUCUCCUCCGGAAACAUUUCUGACCUUGCAAAGAGUUGCCCAGCUUUCCUGCACUUUUUACAUUAGAAAAGAGGGGGGGGGGAACUUUGCCACAAACUGAGCCGCAGACCCCUUGCCCUCCCUUUCCCCUCCUCUCCUGCUUCUUGUCUCUCCUGUCUUGGGCUCUGCACCAAAGCCAUAUGUGUGUGGGGUUGGGCUAGACCCUAGUGUCACUCUAGGGAGGCCCCCUAGCAGCCCCCCCACCUCAGGUUGCCAAGUCUUAGUGGCAUAGGGGUACCCUCUGUGCCCAUCACCCCAGGGCUGUUCCCUGGCAGGUGUUGGUGGGCACUGGGCCCAGUGGAACAGGUUUUCAGGGGGACUUGGACAAGGGGGCUCCUGAGAGUCAGAUGAAGUGCCCCCAAGGCAAGGAUGGGGAAAAGGUGCUCCUGCUGCUGCCUAAGUGAGGUCUAGUUCCUCGGGAGGGACCAGGAGGCCAUUCAGAAGAGGCUACUUCCCUCUUUGCAGAUGCCCCCUGAGAAUGCCCUCUCUGUUGGGAAGCCCAGCAGAUGCCCUAGUGUGGCCUGGAGGUAGUAUCCAAUGUCCAGUAGGAGAAGCCAGGCUAGCUGGGGCUGGCUCUGCUGGUCAGCCAGAAGCUCUGGGUGCUUAUGAAUGGGGGUGGAUCCAAGCUCUCUUUCUGGGUUCUUCCUGGCCCGAGUGGGACUUGGAAUGCAGGCGCACCUGCAGAUUGAGGGGGCUCUGGAGCAGGCCUCCUUGCAGAUGGAGCCAAGCAGCUUCCCUGGCCUUAGGCUCCUGGAGGCCGGGGUGGGGGUGUCCUCUGCUUUGGGAGAGCUGACUCAAGGCAGAGAAAGACCCCAGACAGGGACAGAUGCUAGGAAAGUCCACCCCAGUCCCACAGGGGCCUCUCAUGUGAGAGCCCUUCUGUCUACUUCUUUCCUGUCAUUCUCCCUAUCAUCUUCAAGGAGGCUUGCCAGCCCCUGCCCCAGGUGGGUUCUUUUUUUUUGGCUUAGAGCCAACAUGGGAGUGACAACAGGAGAGACACCUCAGCCGUCCUUGAUGCUUCCCCUCUUGGGCCGUAGGGGGAGUCAUUUUCGAGCUCUCGAAGACAGCUGUCCUUGAGUCUAGGAAUAGGGCUGUUCCUUUAGGAAGAAAUUAGUGGCUUGUUAACAGGUGGCCCAGGCAGGACAGAGUCCUGGAGAAGGCCAAGGGUGGCACCUUUCUACCCUUCAAGCCCCGCUCCUUCACUGCGUCCUUCCAUUUGUCCUUGUGAUCCACCACCCUGUGUUCCUGUCACCCUCCCUGAGCAAAAGCCCUGUCCCAGCUCUCUUGAUCCCAUCCACCCUGUUCCCUGAGAAAAUAAGCUAUUGUCGUAUUUGCAAUCUAUGGAUUAGAGGUUUAAGUAUUUAUUAUUAUUGGUUAAUUAUUAUUAUUAUUAUGUAAAUUUGCCUCCUGUCUGUCGUUGGGUUUCUGAGGUGACCCUGGGUGUGGAGAAUGCACUGGCUCCCUACUCCUUGCCCCCACUCCACUGCUGUCCCGGAGACAGUGGCUUGGGGCCGCCAGUUGGACCUGAAAACUCUGGGUUGGGUCCGGCCCCUUCCCUCUCCUGGGGGAGCUAUGGUGUCUAUCCUGGGCUUGUAGGGCCCUGUGGCCUCGAUCUGUCGUCUCACUUACUCCUGACACUGGUCACCCCAAAGUGAGUAGCCAAGAUGGAGAAGCGCCCAGUGGCCCCCUCCUGUAAGGGGUCGGGGAGACAGCACACAAGCCCUUCCCCGGUGGCUUCCACCCACUGUCCAACGUAUGGAGGGUGCAGAGGCCUCUCUGAGCCUCUCUGGCCCUCCCACCCCUCCCACCUGGUCACUGCCGGCACUGGGAUUGCCCAGAAUGCACCUGGCCCCCUCUGGUAAUUUGCUGGAAAGUCCAGCCAAGGAGAGGCGGCCAUCUCCUGCCCAAGGCUUCUGGUCCCUGAGGACCAGGGUACCAGCUGCCCCCUUGGGACCCCGCCCUAGUAGGCGGCAUUUUCCUGUUCUCUCCUUUUGUAUUUGGAAACAAUGUGUUGUAAUAAAUCCUGAGACGCUGUUUUC
Nannospalax galili (Upper Galilee mountains blind mole rat) is the source of this 4707-nucleotide messenger RNA. RefSeq names its product dual specificity phosphatase 8 (gene Dusp8). The record is from RefSeq and is a predicted model, not a curated record. Gene Ontology annotation, biological process: negative regulation of MAPK cascade; protein dephosphorylation. The transcript has 7 exons. Gene Ontology annotation, cellular component: cytoplasm. NCBI's taxonomy places the organism in Eukaryota, Metazoa, Chordata, Mammalia, Rodentia, Spalacidae. Bases 236 to 2317 code for a protein of 693 amino acids. Gene Ontology annotation, molecular function: protein tyrosine/threonine phosphatase activity; MAP kinase tyrosine/serine/threonine phosphatase activity.